GAAGCGGAGACGCAGGCAACUGGGUCUGUAAGAACUGAGGUUGAGGUGUUAACUGCGGUCUUGGCGGAAGAAGUGAGGCGGCCGCCGGGCCAGUGAAGAUGGUGUUACUAACAAUGAUCGCCCGAGUGGCGGACGGGCUCCCGUUGGCCGCCUCCAUGCAGGAGGACGAGCAGUCUGGCCGGGACCUGCAACAAUAUCAGAGUCAGGCUAAGCAACUCUUUAGAAAGUUGAAUGAACAGUCCCCUACCAGAUGUACCUUGGAAGCAGGAGCCAUGACUUUUCACUACAUUAUUGAGCACGGGGUGUGUUAUUUGGUUUUGUGUGAAGCUGCUUUCCCUAAGAAGUUGGCUUUUGCCUAUCUGGAAGAUUUACACUCAGAGUUUGAUGAACAGCAUGGGAAGAAGGUGCCCACUGUGUCUAGACCUUAUUCCUUUAUUGAGUUUGAUACCUUCAUUCAGAAAACCAAGAAGCUCUACAUUGAUAGUCGUGCCCGGAGAAAUCUAGGCUCCAUCAACACUGAAUUGCAAGAUGUGCAGAGGAUCAUGGUGGCCAAUAUUGAAGAAGUGUUACAGCGAGGAGAAGCACUCUCAGCAUUGGAUUCAAAGGCUAACAAUUUGUCCAGUCUGUCCAAGAAAUACCGCCAGGAUGCGAAGUACUUGAACAUGCGUUCCACUUAUGCCAAACUUGCAGCAGUAGCUGUGUUUUUCAUCAUGUUAAUAGUGUAUGUGCGAUUCUGGUGGCUGUGAAGUAGUGAAACCAGUUACUGGUAAGGGAGAACCUAAAACCCAGCAGGUGUAUGUUUUCAGGAAGCUGAGCUCACAGAGAUGUGUAUUAGAAUCCAAGUGGAACCUCUGCCUUUAAAGACCUUACAAGAAAAGACAUGUCCUGAAAAUGAAAGAUUACGCCUCACUUAAUGAAGCUUAACCCUACGUGGAAGUCUCUUUUGGGGACAGAGGCUUUCUCUGGGUGCUAAGCCAUAUGUUUUAGGGAACAGUAGAUUGUUUUACUCUGUUUUUUUCCCUUCCCAGUUCAUUUUCAAAACAUCGCUGAGUGGGGUAUUCUCAUUCUGCAAUGGAGCCAUCACUGAGAUUUAAAGUAGCUCACCUGUGCUAGCAAAUUCUGAAAUUCCUUCAAAGAAGGCAGCCCUUUGGGAAGCUUUUUGAUUUUAAUCAACAUUCCUUUUGUUGGUGACAUUAGUGAUUUUCAGUAAUCUGAGCUUUUAAUGGCCUUCCAAACAAGACUCCAAGUAUGUGAAGGUUAAUUGCUAUGCUGCACAGAUCCUGUCUGUUGGCCCCUGUAGGAUGUAAACCUUUGUUAUUGUCCUUUCAUAGUUUGCUUAUUGCACAGUUGCUUGAGGGUUAAGUGAAUUAUAUGGAGAUGCCUUGAAAUUAUAUAGCACUCCUUGACUAAGAAACUAAAUUUUUUCUCUCAUUUACUCCUUAAACAAAAGAC
Molecule: messenger RNA, 1452 nt
Organism: Castor canadensis (American beaver)
Lineage: Eukaryota; Metazoa; Chordata; Mammalia; Rodentia; Castoridae
Gene: Sec22b
Product: SEC22 homolog B, vesicle trafficking protein
Biological process (GO): endoplasmic reticulum to Golgi vesicle-mediated transport; retrograde vesicle-mediated transport, Golgi to endoplasmic reticulum
Cellular component (GO): membrane
Molecular function (GO): SNAP receptor activity
Source: RefSeq, a predicted model, not a curated record